UUCAAGGCAUCUCUCGCUCCCUCUCCCUCAGCCAAGGCUCAGCCUCAGCAAACCUUCCUCCUCCUCCUCCUCCUCUUCCUCCUCCUCCUCCUCCUCUCCUUCCUUCGUCCUGGCCAUGAGAGGCACGGGCAGCAGCAGCUGUGCUCCCCCAGCCCCCUGUUCCGCCGCCCCGGCUGUGCCCCACUCGUCUCCCCGUAAGUGAAGAAGAUGAGACAAGAUCCUGACUGAGCAAAGACACUGUUGCAUAUGAGAUGGAGCCCAGUGCCUGGUAGGUUCACAGCUUCCCACAGUGGCAGCAGGAUGCCUCCGCUCCUCGCUCGCAUCCACUCCCUGCAGCUGUGGCAUCUCCUCCUCGUCGUCUUGGCCGUCCCUCCUCCUGGCACAUGGUCUCUUCGCUCUCGGGGCCCGGCGGCCGCUCGGCCUCUUUGCACCCGCCGGAGCCCCUCGGCCCCGCGGUCCAUCUGCAUCUGGGAAAGGACCUCGCAGUCGGAGCGGGAUUCCCGCUCAGAUUCCCGCUCGGAUUCCCGCUCGGAUUCCCGCUCGGCCCUGCCGCGCCAGCGCGCCCUGCCCGUGCGGGGAGCGGAGCUGCGGCACGUGGUGCGGCUGAGGCGCCAGGCUGCGGGGGCCCGGCCCGCCACCCCCUCUGGAUUUGAGGAUGGCAUGCCCUCCUCCCAGUACCCCUGGGCCAUUGUGUGGGGUCCCACGGUGUCAGAUGAGGAUGGAGGUGACGCAAACUCAGCCAACCCAGGCUUCCCACCGCUGGGAUACACCUUUGUCUCRCCACACGGGAUAGCGACGGCGCAGCCCAACUCCCACUCGCUCCUGCACAACGCAGGGCUCAACCUGCGUGAGACCCCGGCUACCCUGCGGCCUUUCCUGUUCGGGCCCCGGGGGGAAGGUGUGGACCCCCAGCUGUAUGUCACCAUCACCAUCUCCAUAAUCAUUGUUCUGGUUGCCACUGGAAUCAUAUUCAAGUUCUGCUGGGACCGUAAUCAGAAACGCCGGCGUCACUCGGGGCAGCAGAGCAGCGGGAGGCAGCAGGAGAGCCAGCAGCCUCUCACGGACCUCUCCCCCACCACUGUCAGCAUCCUGGGGCCCUAYGGCGACCCCCUGACCCCCACGCCUGAGGCAGUGGAGUCCAGGCAGGGCCAGGAGGGUGCAGAGAARCUGGGUGGCCAUGGGAAGAACGCAGCCUUCCAGCUCAACCGGAUCCCACUGGUGAACCUGUGAAGCUCCUGGGAGAGGCUGAGCUGGCUCCCCCACCCUUCUGUCACAGCUGGCGAGCGCAGACUCCGGCCGCCUCUGCUACCCCAGGAAAGAACAACCUCCUUGUGCCACGGCCCACCACCACCACCAUUAUUAACUAACCCCACUGGGACAUGCCUGGGCAAAUGGAUGAGCUGGGCCUCCUUAGCCUCCUGCUGGGGGAAGGUUGGGGACUGCCCUGCCCACACAGGACAGGGUGAUGAGAGAGCAGGAUGGUGGGAGGGAAGACAGCUGGUGGUGUGAAAUCUUGACCUCCCCAGCCCCUCUCCGAGCACAUGUGCACCGACACACUUGGAUCUCCGCAACUCUCUCACCAGUGCAUGCCUGACAUCGGGGGUAGGCAAGGUGGAAAGGUGUACCCCUGUCCCCAUGGGGCCUCACCCCUCCGUGUGUCCCUUCCCAUGUCGUGUGCUUUGCAGUGAACGUCUGGAGUUCAAUGGCUGCAGGAUUGCCCGCCAGGUGGCUCGGAUGGUGGCAACUUCAUUUGUUCCUGAGACCUUGGCCCUCCUGAGAGUCCCAAGGGUGGGUGAAGCUUGGGCAGAAGAGGCUCACAGAGCACCUGGCCCCCAUCAACAACCCAUUUCCUUGAAGGAAAUACUAUCUUUCCCCUAAAUGGAAGAUAUUCACAUCUUUCCAGUUUCUUUCUGCCUAGCACUCAUUUGGUUUUUUUUUCUCUUCAGCUUGUAUCUUCCUCACUCUGUCCUCUACAUUUUUUUCCCUCAUUUCCCACCYUGCUGCCACUUCUCUUGCCAGUUAAAGUUGGAAAAUAUUCCUUUAGCUUACCAAAUGUUUUGAUCUGUUGAAARUCACCUUGCUGUCCCUCUCCACCCCCCUCCAGUCCUUCAGCAAGGGUUUUCUGAAGAACACCAAUCUCUGAUGAUGCUUUCCAGAAAAUCUGAGGUGAAGGCAAGGCCUCUGCUCACUCUGUUAUUUAGCAAGUGUCCUGUACACAGCUAAAGUGUGGCAUGCAGACAUAGCUGGGCAUGAGGAACUUGAGUUUUGCUGGGGAGAGGUAGAGAAUUGCUUUCAGACACUCCUGGCACAGGCAACAAGGCAGAAAAUGGGGACUCUGUGCCUGGGAUGACCAAGAGCAAUUUAGACCUGACCUUAGGAACAUUGGAAGGGUUGCCAUGUACUGCUGGUAGGUCUCUCCUGGACUGAAGGUGACUGGAAACCCACGAGGCAGUGCUCAUCAAAGGCUUGGGAGAGGGGAUAUCUGGGCCCCCAAGUGAAGCUUCACUCAGUUCCCCAGCUGGUUAGACACUGAAAGCAGUGGCACAGGUAUUUGUCCAAACUGGUUGCCUGGGCAUGUCCCUCUGGGCUGUGGUGGCCUGUGGGGCAGGCAGCCACACUGUCACUUAYUUGUGUGAACAAGGUCCGUGCAUCUCCACCUCUCCUAUGCAUGGACCUAUGGGUGUCACUUUGAGGAAGUGUGAGAUGGCAAAUUUCAGCUUAAUGACAAUAGUUGCUCUUUCUUAGCUUUUAUGGACACCUUCAAAUUAAUUAAAACCCCACACUGAAGUGAAAAGAUGCACAUUUAGGUAAGGUUGUCCCUACAAACACCUUCAGCCUCUGGAUUGAUGUGGCCAGAGGCAGGAAAAUCACCUACAAUCUGAAGGCCCUAAUGCACCAUACAAGAUCUCUGACAAAAGUAAUCUUGGAGAGAGGGAAGCGGCCCUUUCAUCCUUUAYGUCUGCAUUAAAAGCCUGCUCUUUAUAGGACAAAGCACAGGGAAUUUCAUAAGAGGCCUGGUUCUGCCCGUUUACCCAGCUGAACUAUUAGGUGUUCUGGGGUCCCAUCUGACUCACUGUGAAGGGCAUUUAAAUGAGAGUGUAAAUUACAAUAAGCUUCCCAAAACAGUACAGGUUUGGAGAAAAUGACAGGUCAAAUAAAAUUACUGGCUUAUUAAAAGCACAGAGUGGCUGAAAGAUGUAGGUGGAAAAGGACUCUGGAGAUCUCUAGUUAAGCACAGGUUGAGUCUGUGCUUACAGCAGGGGAUAUURGUGCUUUACCAUAGAUUGAUCUGUUAC
Molecule: messenger RNA, 3296 nt
Organism: Malurus melanocephalus (red-backed fairy wren)
Lineage: Eukaryota; Metazoa; Chordata; Aves; Passeriformes; Maluridae
Gene: PIANP
Product: PILR alpha associated neural protein
Exons: 6
Coding region: 247-1230 (327 amino acids)
Biological process (GO): regulation of immune response
Cellular component (GO): membrane
Source: RefSeq, a predicted model, not a curated record